Molecule: messenger RNA, 3745 nt
Organism: Gadus chalcogrammus (walleye pollock)
Lineage: Eukaryota; Metazoa; Chordata; Actinopteri; Gadiformes; Gadidae
Gene: tnfaip2a
Product: tumor necrosis factor, alpha-induced protein 2a
Exons: 12
Coding region: 429-2615 (728 amino acids)
Biological process (GO): exocytosis; exocyst localization
Cellular component (GO): exocyst
Molecular function (GO): SNARE binding
Source: RefSeq, a predicted model, not a curated record
AUGUUAUCCGAUCAAGUACUGUGUUCCCUCACAAUCUACAUAACACCAUAAACUACAUGCGACUUCACCGCCUGGAGAAAAAUAAAAGGCAUAUGUGGGCGGGUGCGUAGGUGUGACGUAAGACCGGGACGAUCGGAGCUCCGCUUACUACCUCGAGUUUAGGAGAUGUAGCGUUACGCUUAUAGGCUAUCCAUCUAUCUCACUCUAUCAUAUAGCAUACAAAUGCAAAAAAAAGACUUGAGUGAAGGGUAAAAGGGGAACACUAGAUUGGUCGAUUGCCAGGGAACUCGUGCCGCGGUUGAUUGGCAGGCAGGCUGGUUGGUGGCGCUCGUCCCUGUAACGUUAGUCGCAGACGACAGCUCAUCGCACCCAAGACCUGGAAAUAACCGGCGGACCGAAUGUGAAAGUAAGCAAAAAAGAACCUUGUGAUGUCGCCGUUAGAUUGGUCAACCCUGCGCUUCAUUAUGGGCAUGUGUUGUCUUCAGACAACUGCGGUGAGGAUGGAGGGGACCCCGGAGAAGCCAAAAGCCCCCCAUAAGAAAUACCGCAUCAAACUGAAGCUCCCAAAGUUAACGCAGUUGGCGCGUCCGAAGUUCAAACCAAAACGCAGCACCGAGCAGAGCGACUCUCUACCCGGCGCUGACCUGUUAGUAAGCGCUUCAGAGACACCUUUGAGCUUCGGGGAGCUGUUGGAUCAGUGUUCCCUUGCGGAGGCGAGCCGAUUGCUGAUCAACCGCGAGGACCAGCUCUUCAGACGGGUGUCGGCCGAACCAGACCCCAGGUCCCUGCAGCAGGCCCCAGGCUCUCAUGGAGGCGCUGAGGAAGAGAAGGGGGAAGACGAUGAAGAUGUUCUACAGAAGGACCUUGAGGCUCUGAUGUUUCGUGUGUGGUUGGUCGUCCACAGCACCAUAACCCCCCCUAGCUCCAACUCCUCCACCUCCACCUCCUCCUCCUCCUCCUCCUCCUCCUCCACUUCCUCCUUCUCCCAGGGUGACCUGCGCCUCCUGCAGAGUGCAGUGAGCGUCAUCCUCCAGCAGGAGGCGCAAGACAAAUGCUGGGAGGAGCAGCAGAAGAACGAGGAGCGUGGUGGGGGUAGCGAUGUGGGAGGAGGAGGUGGAGGAGGAGGAGGAGGAGGAGGAGGUGGGGCGAACCUUCCUGACUGGCGCCCGGUAGAGUGCCUUAAAACCCACAGGGAGCUGCUGGCCGUCAUGGUGGAGUCUAGGCUGAACAGCGCCGUCCCGCUGGACGGCGUCGGGGCGACCACCCUUUCCAGCGAGGCCAAGAAGGAGCUGUGUGGCCUGGGGAAGAGGCUGCAGGAGGACCUGCUCGUGGUGGUCCGGAAGGUGUCCCUCUGCUACCCAGAGGAGCUGGCCGUCGCCGAGCUCUACGCCGGCCUGUACCACCGCGGCUUCGCCAGCCGGCUGACCGCGCUGGCGCGCACCCCGCUGGGCCUGGACGACUGCAGCUACCUGCUCUUCUGGGUCAAUGACUACUACUCCAAGGCGAUCUUGAAGCACGAGGAGCUGCAGUCUGUCUUCACCCACGCUGAACUGGGAGCUCUGGUCCCUCAGAAGGAGCUGAACCAGCUGGAGGACCAGUACCUCACCCAUAAAGAGGGUCAGGUGGGGGCAUGGCUUGGUUCUGCCCUGGCCAGUGAGCAGAAGAGCUGGCAGAGAGGACCCGAGAAGAUGGACCUCUACUGGUUCAGCCCUCUAGCUGUGGACACGCUACAGAUAGUGGAGAGUGUUGUGUGUGAGGCUCGGUUGGUCCUCAGUGACCCGAGUAAAGCCCAGCGAAUCACAGCCCAGCUGCAGCCCUUCUUCACCAGCUACAGGAAGGCUUUGGAGGACUUCACCCGGCGUAACCAUGACAACGGCCCUGCGGUUGUGAAGGCCAACCUGGGCUGUAUCCAACAGUUCAGGAGCUUCCUGGAGAAGGAGGACAACGCCCUGUCAGGUGACCAGGGGGCAGGGCUGCAGAGCAGCGUGAGGGCCCUGGAGGACUGGGGAUACAGCGUCCUCACCGGCCCCAUACACCUGGAGACAAAGCCCCAGUACAGACUCCUAUGGUCCGGUUCCUGGCUGGCCAGGGCGGGUUGUGUUCUGGACGGACUGCUGGAAGCUCUGGACAGACAGCUGCGCCUCCACACUGACAUGAAGCCGGCCUGCCUGGAGGUCUUCCUCGGAAAGCUCCACGAGGAGGUGCUGAUGGAGUACGUGAAGAGGCUGAUGAAGGGGAAGGUGAUGAUGAGGAGCAAGGAGGAGCAAGAGGAGGCGGCUAAGUUGCUCUGUGACCAUGGCGACAAGAUCCAUGACUACUUCACCGAGGAGGGCUCCCCCAGGGCGGAGCUCCUCCCACUCCUCUCCAGAAUUGCAGAGGUGGUCCGCCUCCAGGAAAGAGAGAGUCUGCAGCUGGAAGUGGCUACCAUGGCGAUGCAUUACCCUGACCUCAGGAGCAGUCACGUUGCGGCUCUGAUGUCACUCAAGUUCAACCUUCUGGCUGCCGACGCCCGCAUUAUCAAAAAGAGCAUGCAGGACAUCCGUCCCCAGCAGCCCUCAACCGAUCACAUCUUAUUCUUCUCCAGAGUGCCUGUAAAGUGGAUCAACAAGAUCUAACCAUGACAACCAACAUAGCAAACCCUAACAUUCUGCACUUAAACAACUUCUACGCUGUGUAUCUUUAAGUGUUUCUUUCCUCCGUUGGGGUUGACAGCUGACGAAUAGGGAAGUGCAACUAAGUGCUAAGUGAUUAUCACUCACGUGCUGACAGCUUCCUUCCCGGAAAUUCUGUUGAUAUUUAAAUGUUGGUGUUUGUUUCCUCUGUUUGGGUGGACCACUAAUGAAUAGGAAGUGUGCCAAUGCGCUACACGAUCAUCAUUCACGUGCUGACAGCCCUUUCGAAUAAGUGCUACGGCAUUUUAAAGAUUGCGUGUUGUGCAUGUAGCUGUAUUCUGUGUUCACUAUUUACUCCCUGGUCACCUAGCACGUUCUAACUUCAUUCACUGCAAAAAUCACGCGUCAAAGAUUUUUAGACUUACAUUUUUAAUUAGUAUUUGGAGCACAAUAUACAGUUCGAGUUGGAACACCUUGACUAUAGUAUUGGCAGCCAGGAUCAUUUGGGUUCAUCUGGAUUUCGUUAUUCAUAUCCAGACACUGGCAGUGAUCAGUAAUGUCACAACGGUCAACAUUCUUUUACACUCACCACAGCGCCCCCGCUUUAAAGGGCAAGUCUGCAUUAGAGGCACAGUAUUUAUAUCACAGGAUCUCACAAGUUAAAGUGGUAUUUCAUCUCUGAAUUAUGGCUGUGAUAUGUAGCUCAUUGCAGACUUUGAUGUGUAGUGAGUUAUAUUAUCUUUAAAUGAUGUGUUAUUUAGAACAGCUGCGUUUUAAAGUAUGUGAUUGCAAUGGUUGUAAUGUGUUUUGUUGUGCCGUAAGGGUGGGUAAUGAAUGGACUAUUCAAGCCUGGCUUUUGUCAGGGUUUGGUCAAAGAGGUAGGAUGAGGCUAGAGGACAGUGUUUUGGGUAGCUAUGCCCAGUGUUACAGGCUUGUAUCAUAGUCAUGUUUGUAUUGCUAUUGUGUUGGUCUUCAUGUACAAUGUAUGUGAGAUAAAAUAAAACAUAAAACCUUGAUGGACUGCCUGACUACGGUACCCUACGACAGCUUUAUAUUUAUACAUACAGUAUACCAUUAACCUGUACCUGAAUUCAGUCAGGAUGAAAUCGUUAAUAGCCGACCAUGUGUGUGAA